Rhagoletis pomonella (apple maggot) is the source of this 2284-nucleotide messenger RNA. Its product is annotated as homeobox protein B-H1. Gene Ontology annotation, biological process: regulation of DNA-templated transcription. NCBI's taxonomy places the organism in Eukaryota, Metazoa, Arthropoda, Insecta, Diptera, Tephritidae. Gene Ontology annotation, molecular function: DNA binding; DNA-binding transcription factor activity, RNA polymerase II-specific. The record is from RefSeq and is a predicted model, not a curated record.
AGUGUUGCCUGCAAUAAACUAAUAUCUAACUUUAAAAUAAAAUAUACCUACUGUGAACAAAUUUUCGAGUUCGAAAAAAUUAUAUUGGAAACUGUGCACACCACGCUCGCCCUCUAGUUCCUCGCUUUUGGUGUGUUUUUAUCCGUCGGCUUUAGUAGACCAACGCCCAUCGAGCAUCUUCAUACACCACGUACGCUUAUCGUAACAUGCUUUGUCCGCUCACCAUGCGUCCUGCUAGCCCUGCUGAAUCAGAAAUCUCCGUCGGUGGCGCACCCAGCCCAUUGCCCCACCACCAAAGCCAGCACCACCAUCAACCAUCUCAUGCACAGCCGUCACAACACCGCAGCACCAUCGAUCUGCUGCAGCAUCAACAAAUGCUCAUGCAACAACAUGCAGCCGCCGCCGCCGCAGCAGCAGCAGCCGCUGCAGGUCUGACACGCACCGGCGCCGAGGAGUAUUUCCAACCACUGAAACGCCUGCGUAUGUCCAGCAGCGAAAUGGAGGAGUCGUCAACGGCGAAUCGCACACCAAGUCCGCUGCAAACGCACAGCACUACACUACCGCCACCCGCACCAACGUCCGCGACCACAGCAACAGCGAAUGCCGCCGCGACAGGCACCGCUGUUAAAUCGAAUAUUGAAGGUGUGAAAAGCUUUACCAUUGCUGAUAUUUUGGGUCAUGAGAAGCGAGCCACGUCCACUUCGCCACCCGCACAGCUGGCAGCGGCGACGGCACAGCAGCAGCAUGCCGCUAGUACACCCACGCGCCCAUUGUUGGGCGCCAGCGGUCUGUUGCAACCACGCACCGAACCGCUGGAUAUGGUAAGCGCUGCUGCAGCGGCUGCCGCUGGCAUGCCCCAUCAUAUGCUUUUGCCGGGCGCGCAAAUUGUACGCCCCUGGGAUCAUUUGUUGGGCCCGAUGCCAGUGCGUCCCUUUAUACCCUCAGCACUGUUGCACUAUGAACAGCGCUUGGCGCUGGACUAUCAUCGGCAAUUGCAGGAGCAUUUUAAUGCCCAAGCGCAGCUGUUGCGUCACAUGGGCAUGGAUAUGAUACCGUCCGAAAGUGGUUCGGAGCGCUCCAGUUCGGCGGCUAGCGAUUGUUGUUCGCCGGAAAUUGCCCGCUCGUCGGGGGAGCCAUCGACCGGGGCGGCGCAAUCGGCGACGGGUGAGCGCGAUCGGGAACGCAUUUCACAUACCUCAACUUCUGGAAAUGGCGGGGGCAAUAAUAUGGGAAGCAAUAGUUCGGGCUGCGGCAGUGGUGCAAAUAAUGAUAAUGCGGCGAACAAUGGCUCGAAUUCGAAAGGCAAGCCAAAUGGAACGCCCUUGGAUGCACUCUUUCAGAUGACAACAAAAGACUUUGAUGAAGCACAAGAUAAAUCACAUUUGGAUAUAUUUUCGAAUCGCCCCCAACCGAAAAAGAAACGCAAAUCUCGCACAGCUUUCACCAAUCAUCAGAUAUUCGAAUUGGAAAAACGUUUUCUCUAUCAAAAGUACCUGUCGCCGGCCGAUCGUGAUGAGAUUGCCGCUGCGCUGGGCCUAUCCAAUGCACAGGUGAUCACUUGGUUUCAAAAUCGGCGAGCAAAGCAAAAACGUGAUAUUGAAGAGUUGAAGAAGGACUUCGACAGUGUGAAGGUAUUCUCUGCGCAUAAAUCCUUUUUGGAGAAUGUGAACGAUCUCAGCAUAUUGAAGAAGAAGCCCAUGCAUGAGGCGGACGCAAUGGCGGGCCUCGCUGCGGCCGCGGCAGCCGGUAUGGUGCCGGUUUCGUCCGCCGCCGCAGCAGCCGUGGCCGCACAGGCUGCAUUAAAUACACAAAAAUGAAUUAGUGGGCGCACAUAGCGCUAUAAACACACAUUUUCACACAAACAACUGCGUGAGAGGAAGAGAACAGCAAAUGGAAAAAAAAAGCUAUAAAAAUAAUGCGAAUAUGUGUUCACAAAGCUAAAGGCAGUUGCACUUGAAGUGAAUGAAGCGUUUUGCUCAGUUACGUCGCGUCGCGGCAGUAGGAACUAUAAAUCCACAAAAACUUGAUCACUCCUUGGUUUUUCCAACCGAUUUGCAGCACACAAUCUAUACAUCACAUACGACAACAACAAACUCAUCCGUUAAACGUUGCGCCUUAUAAGCACUUAAGUUCUCGACUGGGUCUCGUACAUGCCGCGCCGCACGUCGACGACAGUUCCCCCGUAGAGAACGGCCACUGUCACCGCCACACGGCGAGUACAUCGAGGGCCAUCGAGGGCUCGUUGCAGAGCCUGGCUUGAAUGUUGGCAACAAGCUGAAGUGAA